AUGGCUCUCAAAAAGAAGGAUUCGAUUUGUUCAUCUCGAUAUUAUACUCAAAAUGUAAAUGAUUCUUAAGAGGAUGAUUGGAAGUUCAUUCGUGAUGCUCAAAAUAUUCUAAGGAAGUAGAAAUCAUAACAUGUUGAAGAAUUCGUAACUCCAUCCAAAGUUAGAUUUGUAAGAUAUUCAUUUUAACAAACUUAGUAAAAGAAGUCAAAGAAAUCUUUACUAAAUGAUGAUUCAUUUUAAAGUAAUCGUUUUUUAUUAUUAUUAUUUAAUAUAAUGAAUAUAUUAAAAGUAUUAUUGCUUGUGUUUUUGAUACUCAGUGUGACAGCCCAACAACUGAGAGGAAACAAUGAUUAACCGGAAGCAUCAUCUGAGGUUAAGAAAUGCUCUUGUGGAUCUGGAAAAACUACAACAGGUGGAUAAGGCUAGAACAAAGUUUCAUUACUUCAAUAUUAGGAAGCUUUAAAGAAGUUACAUGACGGAAUCAAAGAAGCCUCUUCUGAUUUUAAGGCUAAACAUAUAUGAUUUUCUAUACAUAACCAAGAAAUUAUAUUCAUAAUUUUUCUUU
This is a messenger RNA of Paramecium tetraurelia, 565 nucleotides long. RefSeq lists its product as uncharacterized. The transcript has 2 exons. NCBI's taxonomy places the organism in Eukaryota, Ciliophora, Oligohymenophorea, Peniculida, Parameciidae. The record is from RefSeq and is a predicted model, not a curated record.